AUGAGGCCGGAGAUUGGAGGGGGCUGUGGUGGUUUGGGUCCCAUCUGUGGAGGUGGAAGGGAGCUGGGGGGUUUAUGGUAUCCUUUCAUUAUUCAAAUCAAUGAAAGAGAAGAGACACACCAUUGGACUAGCCUGGCCUCCCUCUUAGGCAUCCUGGCCUCCCUCCUGGCCAUCCUGCGGGUGGUACUCCCGCCGGACCGCCGGUUCUCCCCCCUCAAGUUCCUGACCCGGGCCCUCAACUGCGUCUCCUCCUGCUGCUACUUCGAAAUCACCGAGAACGACGCCAACACCAACGAGCUCUACAAUGCCGUCCAGCUUUACCUCAGCUCCUUCGUCUCCGCCUCUGGCAACCGCCUCUCCCUCACCCGGGCCAUCAACUCCAGCGCCACCACCUUCGGCCUCUCCAACAAUGACUGCAUCAACGACGUCUUUGACGGCGUUGCCGUCCAGUGGGAGCACUUGGUGACGCAGCACCAGUCUUGUCCUCUCCCCGACGAGAAGCGCAGCUUCAGGCUCCGGAUCAGGAAGUGCCACAAGGACCUUGACCUCGACUCCUACCUGGACUACAUCAUCGACAAGGCCAACGACAUCCGCCGCAAGAACCAAGAACGCCUCCUUUAUACUAUUUCGUGCAGGGGGUCGCUCAAUUCCAGGGGCCACCCGUGGGAAUCGGUGCCAUUCAAGCACCCGACCACCUUCGACACAUUGGCUAUGGACCCGGAGAGGAAGGGGGACAUCAUGGAGGACCUCCGCAACUUCGUGGCUGGGAAGGCCUUCUACCAGCAGAUGGACCUGGCUUGGAAGCGGCGCUACCUGCUCUACGGUGCGCCCAGGACAGGGAAAUCAAACAUGAUCGCCGCGAUGGCCAAUUUCCUUGGCUAUGACAUCUACGACCUCGAGCUGACCAAGGUGCAGUCCAAGUCCGAGCUCCUGAACCUCCUCAUGAAGACCAGCUCCAAGUCCAGCGUUGUCAUCAAGGACAUCGACUGCUUGGUCAAUCUGUCGAACCGGUCCAAGGUACCCCAAGCCGCCGCGUCCCAAAGCUACUACAGCCCCAACGCACCAGACGCCGUGUGCGGCAGUGAGGACGGGAACAACAUCACCUUCUCGGGGCUGCUCAAUUUCCCCACCGGCCUGUGGUCGUGCUGCGGGGGUGAGAGGAUCUUCGUAUUCACCACCAACCACAUUGAGAAGCUCGAUCCAGCAUUGCUCCAGAGCAGCCAGAUGGACAUGCACAUCUGCAUGAGCUAA
Molecule: messenger RNA, 1251 nt
Organism: Syzygium oleosum
Lineage: Eukaryota; Viridiplantae; Streptophyta; Magnoliopsida; Myrtales; Myrtaceae
Product: AAA-ATPase At5g57480-like
Exons: 3
Coding region: 1-1251 (416 amino acids)
Molecular function (GO): ATP binding; ATP hydrolysis activity
Source: RefSeq, a predicted model, not a curated record